Molecule: messenger RNA, 852 nt
Organism: Metarhizium album ARSEF 1941
Lineage: Eukaryota; Fungi; Ascomycota; Sordariomycetes; Hypocreales; Clavicipitaceae
Product: proteasome component PRE2 precursor
Exons: 2
Coding region: 1-852 (283 amino acids)
Cellular component (GO): proteasome core complex
Molecular function (GO): threonine-type endopeptidase activity
Source: RefSeq, a predicted model, not a curated record
AUGGAUACUCUUGUAUCUAGAUACAGCAGGCCGACAUACGAGCAAAAUGAGCCGUUUGAAAACGAGGCACGGGAAAUGAUGGAUGCCACGUCAUGCCUGACCACCAAAUUUGCUAUGCCUCCCAUCUCUCAGCCGUCGUCUUGGCUUCGCGCGGCCACGGACGACCGGUCAAACCCCGACUGUCCCAUCAAGAUUGCUCACGGCACGACAACACUCGCCUUCCGUUUCCAGGGCGGCAUCAUCGUGGCGACCGACUCCCGCGCCACGGCCGGCAACUGGAUCGCUUCCCAGACGGUCAAGAAGGUCAUCGAGAUCAACAGCGUCCUGCUGGGCACCAUGGCCGGCGGAGCCGCCGACUGCCAGUACUGGCUGGCCUGGCUCGGCAUGCAGUGCCGCCUGCACGAGCUCCGGCACAAGCGCCGCAUCAGCGUCGCGGCCGCCAGCAAGAUCCUCGCCAACCUGGUCUACAGCUACAAGGGCAUGGGGCUCAGCAUGGGCACCAUGUGUGCCGGCGUGACCAAGGAGGAGGGCCCUGCGCUGUACUACGUCGACAGCGACGGCACCCGGCUGGCGGGGAGUCUGUUCUGCGUUGGUUCCGGCCAGACCUUUGCAUACGGCGUGCUGGACGCCGAGUACAGGUAUGACCUGAGCGAUGAGGAUGCCCUGGAGCUGGGCAGGCGAAGCAUCUUGGCGGCUACGCACCGCGACGCCUACUCUGGCGGCUUCAUCAACUUGUACCAUGUCAAGGAGGAAGGAUGGGUCAAGCACGGCUUCAACGACACGAACCCUGUUUUCUGGAAGACCAAGCUGGAGAAGGGAGAGUUUAGCAACGUCACGAGCGAGCUGGACUAG